Messenger RNA from Plasmodium cynomolgi strain B, 540 nucleotides. RefSeq lists its product as hypothetical. The annotation marks the transcript as partial. The record is from RefSeq and is a predicted model, not a curated record. The transcript has a single exon. NCBI's taxonomy places the organism in Eukaryota, Apicomplexa, Aconoidasida, Haemosporida, Plasmodiidae. Gene Ontology annotation, biological process: translation. Gene Ontology annotation, cellular component: ribosome; mitochondrial large ribosomal subunit. Gene Ontology annotation, molecular function: structural constituent of ribosome.
AUGGUGAAAACGAGUUCCUACAGAAGAAAAAGUAGAAGCUCUCCUAAUGGACAAGGACAAAAAGCAAAAAUAGGAAUAAAACGAUUAAGUGCUGAGUAUGUAAAAACAGGACAACUGCUAGUGAAGCAAAGAAAAAUCAUUGCUUUCAAUUUUGAAAAAAAGACAAGGAGAAGAAAUUUCAAAUAUUAUCCUGGGGAACAUGUUAAGGUUACAAAAAAUACCAGUUUAGUAGCCCUAACGAAUGGCAGAGUAAAAUAUACGUUCCACUCUGUGCAGAAGGUCCUUAUCGUGAAUGUACUUCCUGAGGAGGUAGACGAAUUGAGGGAGGAUGACUUAUAUAGAUACAGAACUGAACAUGUGAGAUCGUUUGAGGAGAAUAGGAGUCUCGUUUAUCUUCGAAUGAAACAUGUGGUUAGUUUUCCCCCGAGUAAACAGACGCAGUUUAGGAAGCCCCCGCUGCGCCCACAGUUCCUGGCUAAGUAUGACAUCGACGACAACCCCACGCUGCGGGAGGUGCCCGUGCUGUAUCACAAGCCGCAG